Molecule: messenger RNA, 2123 nt
Organism: Monosiga brevicollis MX1
Lineage: Eukaryota; Choanoflagellata; Craspedida; Salpingoecidae
Exons: 7
Coding region: 255-2123 (622 amino acids)
Cellular component (GO): cytoplasm
Molecular function (GO): glutathione transferase activity
Source: RefSeq, a predicted model, not a curated record
GCUCACGUCGUCGUCCUCUUCAUCGUCUCGACGGGGCCGUGUGCGCGCGCAGCCGUUGCUUGUGGCAGAGCUGCGGACGCACAUUCUAUAGCCCUGUCGCUUCACCUGGCUGCUACUGCUACUGCUACUGCUGCUGCUGCUGCUGCUGAUGUGGUUGCUGCUGCUGGUGUCGUUGCUGCUGAUGCCCAUGGCUGAGGAGACCCCGCACCCAACGUUUCAACGUCUCACGUGUGCGCUCAAACUGCACGGGCAUCAUGUCAACCGAGGGACUGCUGGCCACGUCUGAAACGGAUGAGGAUGGCGCCCAUUUGGCCGAAGCUCUGCCACCAGCCGCUGAUGAGAGCGUGGCAGAGCCACACCAGGACCAGGCCCCGCUCCUUCCGCCAAGUGGGGAUGGUUCCAACCUAGGCGCUUCCGCGGACAGCGCCGAUGGGCAAGCUUCGGGUAUGCUGCCCGGCAUGGACACACUCAGCGAGUUUUUCGGCGAUCAGCGCCACGCCGUGGAUCUCGAGCAGCAACGCCUUGCCCAACUUGAACGCACCAAUCCCUUGGCUGCCGCCGACGCCUACCGCGACCACGCCGUCAUCCUCCUCUUGGAGGGCCGAUACUAUCUCAAAUACCAACACCACCCCGUCAGCGUUGCUCACCAGCGCUCCUUUGCCCUCAUCCACAUGUCCCGGUCCAACCUGUUCAAGUGGUUUGAGCUGAUUGCCGCCACGCUACUCCUGCUCCUUCUGGCCAAUGCUCCGUCACAAUGGACAGGUCGCCGCUUCACUUCAGCCCACGAACCCAGAGCGAGCUUCGCAAUGGGCUACUUCUCGCCAAUGGCCAUCGUUCGCGGCAACGACUUACUUGUUGAAAACUUUACCACAAGUCUCCACGCAACCUAUGCCAGCAUUUAUGCGACGCAAGCUACCAACGUCGUGCUGCGCAAUAUCGUGACGUCCACCAAUUUUGGCGGGGGUAUCAUGACGGCUGCCAGCCACGUACUCAUGGACCAAAUCACUUGCUAUCGGAUGGAACAACCGAACCACGUGUACGUUAAUGCCUACUUUUGCAUCUUCGUUCAGGAGGAAGCGGUCAAUGCAACACUCCGGGAGAGCGUCCUUUUUGGCCUCUCCACCGUUCUUCUGAUUCAAGGCACAGACACGCUGUUGGAGAACUUGAACAUCAAUUGGGCCCUCAACUCGGAUGGUCUCCCCUUUGCUCUUGGAUUCAAUACAUGCAACAUCAUGCCGGGCCCAUCGACCAACAAUACAAUGAUGCGCAACGUCAAGUCCUUGGCGCAAUUGGGAGGGUAUGGCCUCAACAUUUCUGGAACCGACACCCUGGUAGAGGAUUCCGUCUUUGGCCAUUUCUCUGAUAAUGUCGGGCUUAACAUGGCGCUUGCCGUCUACAUUCACCAUAUCAGCAGGAACACCCUCCUCCAGGGCUCUGACCGGUUUGCUUUAAGGCUUCAAGCCACCGUUGGCCUCGAGACCUUUGGGCAAAACGUCACGGUGCGCAAUGCCACCUUCAACAACAACAUGUACGAGUCAACGACCAUGAUCCGCGUGCGCGGAGGCUCUUGUCAGCUUGCCAACGUCCUCCUUGUCAAUUACCUGCCCUUGGAGGCCACUUGCGGCAUCACACUCCAGUAUGCCCUCAUGACCCUUUUCCAUCAUGUACCGAUGAUCUGCCAGGUUUACAAUUUGGCACAGCCCGGCUAUCCGUACAAGAAGCUUUCCGUGCCCGUCCUCUUUGAUAAGAAGACUCAGUUCAACGAUUUGGCCAAGCGUCCCGAGCUGGACCUGGAGCCGGCCGAUUUGGAAUCGGCCAUGACCGAGAUUGACGAGCUCGUGUAUCCCAACAUCAACGAUGGCUCUGACCGGUUUGCUUUAAGGCUUCAAGCCACCGUUGGCCUCGAGACCUUUGGGCAAAACGUCACAGUGCGCAAUGCCACCUUCAACAACAACAUGUACGAGCCAACGACCAUGAUCCGCGUGCGCGGAGGCUCUUGUCAGCUUGCCAACAUCCUCCUUGCCAACAACUCAGGCACUACACUUGCCGUCAAUUACCUGCCCUUCGGGUUUUCAUUGGUGGUGGCUGAACCGCGGGGCCGAGUCGUUUUCCAUGACAGAUAG